AUGAAAACAUCAACAGCUACCUUAUGCACUUUUGUUUCUCUCUUUAUUAUUCUCAUCUUCUUCCUCUCUCCAUCUCUAGCUUCCAUCAUUUCCUCCCAAAACACCACAUGCAACAUCACACCCUACCCAUCAUUCUGCGCAACCACUCUACCUUCUGAUUAUUUAUCCAUUCAAAACCAAACCCUUUUCUUCCUUCAACAAUCCUUAUCACUAACCAAAACCAUUCUUCAACUAACCUCAUUUUAUCUUAACCAAUCCACCAUUCCAUUUUCCACUUUACUUGUCCUUCAAGAUUGUCUUAAUCUUGCUGAACUAAACACUGAUCUCUUAUCCACUGUCAUAGAAACCAUUAUUAAUAGUAUUAAUAAUGGUAAUAUUAAUAUAUUUAGUAAUCAAGUUUAUGAUUUACAAACCUUGCUUAGUGCUGUUAUAACUAAUCAUCAAACAUGUUUAGAUGGUUUUCUAGAUGUAAAUCCUUAUCCCAAAAUUAGAACUACCUUAUCAAAUCCUCUCACUGAUGGGAUCAAACUUUAUAGCAUAUCUCUUGCUCUUUUCACUCAUGGUUGGAUUAGGAUUGAUGUUAGAAGUUCAUCAAUAGAGAAUACUAUUACAAUGAAUAACAGAAAGUUAUUACAAACAAGUGUUGACAAUGUAAUGGUGACACAAAAAGUGGUUGUUAACCCUGAUGGAUCUGGAGAUUUUGUCACCAUAAACGAUGCUGUGGAUGCUGCACCUAAUAAAACAGGCACCAACAAUGGGUACCAUGUGAUUUAUGUUGUUGCCGGGAUUUACAGUGAGUAUGUUUCUAUUGCUAAGAAUAAAGAGAAUCUAAUGAUCGUCGGAGAUGGAAUCGAUCGGACUGUCAUCACUGGAAAUCGUAGCGUGGUUGAUGGUUGGACCACUUUCCAAUCUGCAACUUUUGCUGUAGUUGGAAAAGGAUUUGUUGCGGUGAACAUGACAUUUCGCAACACGGCAGGAUCCAUCAAGCAUCAAGCAGUUGCAGUGAGAAACGGGGCAGACAUGUCAGUUUUCUACAAUUGUAGCUUCGAAGGUUACCAAGACACAUUAUACGCGCAUUCCCUUCGACAAUUCUACAAAAACUGCGACAUUUACGGAACAGUUGAUUUCAUAUUCGGAAACGCAGCAGCAGUAUUCCAAAACUGUAACAUGUAUCCAAGACUUCCAAUGCAAAAUCAAUUCAAUGCAAUUACAGCACAAGGAAGAACGGAUCCUAACCAAAACACGGGGUUUUCAAUAUGGAACUGUUACAUUGUAGCAGCUAGUGAAUUAGGUGGUGUGAAUAGUAAUUAUAAUGACAUAAAGACAUAUUUGGGUAGGCCUUGGAAGGAGUAUUCGAGGACAGUUUAUAUGCAAUGUUUUAUUGAUGGUUUGGUUGACCCUAAAGGUUGGAUUGAAUGGUUAGGGGAAUUUGCAUUGAGUACAUUGUAUUAUGGAGAGUUUGGUAAUUGGGGAGAAGGUUCAGAUACUAGUAAUAGGGUGACAUGGGAAGGGUACCAUUUGAUGGAUGGAAAAGAUGCUGAUGAAUUCACAGUUUACAUGUUUAUUCAUGGUGACAAGUGGUUGCCUAUGACUGGAGUGCCUUUCAGAGCUGGGUUUUAG
Messenger RNA from Lathyrus sativus (Indian pea), 1620 nucleotides. The record is from the annotation of a GenBank genome assembly. Lineage: Eukaryota; Viridiplantae; Streptophyta; Magnoliopsida; Fabales; Fabaceae.